This is a messenger RNA of Limulus polyphemus (Atlantic horseshoe crab), 3827 nucleotides long. RefSeq names its product Niemann-Pick C1 protein-like. The record is from RefSeq and is a predicted model, not a curated record. The transcript is spliced from 22 exons. NCBI's taxonomy places the organism in Eukaryota, Metazoa, Arthropoda, Merostomata, Xiphosura, Limulidae. The annotation marks the transcript as partial. Gene Ontology annotation, cellular component: membrane.
GUAGUAGGAGAAUGUGUGAUGAACACAGAAUGUGGUGUUGACCCACUGACUGGUCUGGAAGCUCCUUGUGCCAACUUUGUUCCUGCUAAGCCUCUUACGAAUGAGACAAGCAUAAAAUUACUCCAACAACUUUGCAGCAAGGCUUUUAACACAGAUGCCGGAAGUCCUGUAUGCUGCAGUGACCAUCAGUUGAGUUCUCUAGGUAGUCAGCUGAAUGGUCCUCUAGCUCUUAUGCUUCGGCGUUGUCCAUCUUGUUUUAACAACUUGGCUAGUGUGUUUUGUAUGAUGACUUGUUCUCCAGACCAAAGUUCAUUUAUUCAGGUUUUAAACACGACUCUAAUUAGCCAAGGGAAGAACAUGGUGACUGAAAUCAAUUAUUACAUGACAAAUGCUUUCUCAGAAGGUUUGUUUGAUAACUGUGAAAAUGUACAGAUGCCAGCAGGAAACAUUAGAGCUAUCGUCGUUCUCUGUGGUAGCUGGGGGGAAAAUUGCUCUCCACGUCGUUGGCUGGAGUAUAUGGGAACCCAUGACCCUUCACCAUUUCAGAUAAACUUUCAAUUUUAUGAAGGACCUGUACAUGUAGGAAAUAAUACUUACUUACCAAUGGACACUCCUGUUAUUCCUUGUUCUCAACCAGUGUCCCCUGGUGGUGAGGCGUGUAGCUGUGUGGAUUGUCCUACCAGCUGUGAUUCUCCUACUUUUCCUCAACCUCCAGCUGAAUGGGAUGUUUGGGGUAUUCCAGGAAUGUGGGUAGUCAUGAGCUUCAUAUUUAUUGCAGCUGUGAUUAAUAUAACGAUUUGCUUUAUUGCAAGGAUUCUUCUUCAAAAAAAGCCAGAAGAUUCUGAGAAUUUGUUAAACAGCGAUGAAUCAAUUUCUGAGGAAGAUGCAGUUUUUCUGUCCCAUGAAGAUGUCAAGAAUCCUCUAGAGAAAAUAGGAGCACAUAUAGAAUCUAAACUAGAAGCUUUCUUUACUCAUUUGGGAACAUUGUGUGCGAGUUAUCCAAUUCUGAUACUGUUUUGUGGUGUUGUCUUAGUGAUGGUAUCUUCAUGUGGUCUUAUAUUCUUCACUGUCACUUCAGAUCCUGUUGAGUUGUGGUCUGAUAAACAAAGUCAAGCCAGAAAGGAAAGGGACUACUUCAAUUCUCAUUUUGGACCAUUUUAUCGGACAGAACAAGUUAUUAUCACCAAAGUUGGAGGACGACCGUUUCACUACACAACACCCAAGAAUGAGACCCUGACUUUUGGACCAGUAUUUGACAAACAGUUUCUUCAUGAGGUGUUGUCUUUGCAACAUAGUAUCACAUCUCUAAUGGCUAGAAGUGGGGGGAAAAACAUCCACCUUGAAAAUAUAUGUUUUUCACCAAUGGACAAUGGAAAGUGCACAAUCAUGAGUCCCCUCAACUGGUUCCAGAAUAAUGAUACUAACUUGGACUUUGAAAAAGAAGGUUAUAACUACUUGGAUCACAUUCAUUCCUGCGUACAGAAUCCACUUGCUGUUGCUGAUUCUCUUCCACUGGGGUUGCCUUGUCUUGGAGAUUUUGGUGGUCCAGUGUAUCCAUAUGUGGCUCUUGGUGGUUUUAAAGGACAGGAUUUUUCAAAUGCAACAGCUUUGACCAUUACUAUGAUGGUUAACAACCAUAAAAAUGAUGCAGACAAUAGAGAUGCCAUGGCCUGGGAAAAACUGUAUGUGGAAUUUAUGAAGAAUUAUUCUAACCCGAAUAUGACCAUUUCUUUCUCUUCAGAGCGUUCUAUUCAAGAUGAAUUAGACAGAGAAAGUCAGUCAGAUAUUGUCACCAUUCUCAUCAGCUACCUCAUCAUGUUUGCUUAUGUUUCCAUAGCACUUGGAAGGUUUCGAAGAUGUAAACACUUAUUGGUUGAUUCCAAGGUUACACUAGGGUUUAGUGGAGUCCUGAUUGUACUACUAUCAGUGACAUCUUCUCUUGGCAUCUUCAGCUAUGCUGGUGUUCCAGCAACCCUCCUCAUUAUUGAAGUUAUUCCAUUCCUUGUUCUAGCAGUUGGGGUUGAUAAUAUUUUCAUCUUUGUCCAGGCUUAUCAUUUGUUUGUAGGAGCCCUCUCCACUAUGCCAGCAGUUCAUAUUUUUGCCCUUUAUGCAGGCUUAUCUCUGCUGAUUGAUUUUUUACUUCAGAUUACUUGUUUUGUAGCUUUACUUGCCUUAGAUACUCGGAGGGUAGAGGCCCAUAGAUUUGAUAUUGUGUGCUGUGGUAAGGCUAAUAAACCAGACUUGUUAGAUAAUCAUGGAAACAGCUGGCUCUUCAUCGUGUUCGAAAAGUAUUAUGCACCCUUUUUAAUGAAAACUCCUGUCCGAGCCACACUAUUAACUAUCUUUGUUGGUUGGCUGUGUUCUUCAAUAGCUGUUCUCAAUCAAAUAGAUAUUGGGCUUGACCAGAAGCUUUCAAUGCCUGAGGAUUCAUAUGUUCUAAGCUACUUUGAAGCCUUGGAAAAGUAUCUGUCUGUAGGAGCUCCUGUAUAUUUUGUCAUGAAAGGAGGCUACAACUAUUCAGAUUAUCAGCAGCAGAACCUUAUCUGUGCUUCCUCUGGAUGUAGUCAGUACUCAUUGCUUACUCAGAUCUCUAAUGCUGCUAGUUCACCUUCUCAAACGUACAUUGCCCAUCCAGCAACCUCGUGGAUCGAUGAUUACUUUGGUUGGGCAGCUAAUCCCUCAUGCUGUCAUGUCUUUCCUGACCAUCAGUACUGUCCUGUGGAUAAAGCUACCUCUGAGCACUGUGUUUCCUGUGAUAUAGUUGAUUUAAAAGACAGGAGAAUUUUCCCAUCAGACUUUGUGGCUUUCUUACCUAAUUUCCUGAGUGAAAACCCAGUGACGAUUUGUCCAAAAGGUGGCCAUGCAGCAUAUGCAAGUGGAGUGGAACUUUACGAUAAUGAUGCGAGGAUCGGAGCAACCUAUUUCAUGACCUAUCACACUAUACUUAAGACUUCUCAGGACUUUACCAAGGCUUUAAAGUGGGCACGUGAUAUUAGCAGCAACAUUACUGAUGUGCUUCGUACCAAUGGCACUGAUAAGAAAGCAACUGUUUUCCCAUAUAGUGUUUUCUACGUCUUCUACGAACAGUAUCUGACAAUGUGGAGAGACACCAUUUCAAAUCUGGCCAUUACCAUCUCGGCUGUUUUUGUUGUCACACUGCUUCUACUAUACCUUGAUAUUCAUUCCUCUCUAAUCAUUGUUCUCACAAUAACAAUGAUCAUUGUGAACCUAAUGGGAAUGAUGUAUUGGUGGAAUAUCAGUCUCAAUGGUGUUUCUUUAGUCAACCUAGUAAUGGCUGUUGGUAUUUCUGUGGAAUUCUGUGCUCACAUCACUAAAGCUUUUGGUAACAGUGUAAAGAAAACUAGAACUUUGCGUGCACAAGAUGCUUUAUCCAGAAUGGGCAGCUCUGUUUUAUCAGGUAUUACACUUACUAAGUUUGGAGGAAUUGUGGUCCUUGGAUUUGCAAAGUCUCAGAUAUUUCGAGUGUUCUACUUCAGAAUGUAUCUGGGUAUUGUCCUAAUUGGAGCUUCUCAUGGACUGAUUUUUUUACCAAUCCUACUUAGUAUUGCUGGGCCUGCACUAAAAAGAUCAAGACUCGGAGUUCCCAAAAUGGCAUCGUUAUCAGAUGAUUCAGCUAGAACAAUCACUAAUCUUCCAGACUAUACUAUUCAGUAAUAUAUAUCUAGAAGAAAUGAGGGACGGUGUUUAUAUAGAACAAUCACUAAACUUCCAGACCAUACUAUUCAGUAAUAUAUCUCCAGAAGAAAUGAGGGACGGUGUUUAUAUAAAACAAUCACUAAACUGUAUGGUGUUUAUUUUAGUCAAAU